Epinephelus moara (kelp grouper) is the source of this 3047-nucleotide messenger RNA. It is a transcript of the gene jazf1b, whose product is annotated as JAZF zinc finger 1b. Gene Ontology annotation, cellular component: nucleus. The record is from RefSeq and is a predicted model, not a curated record. The transcript is spliced from 5 exons. Bases 119 to 850 code for a protein of 243 amino acids. NCBI's taxonomy places the organism in Eukaryota, Metazoa, Chordata, Actinopteri, Perciformes, Serranidae.
UCGGAGAAGUCACCGCACCGCCCCUGCCGCUCCAGCUGUUCCCACCGCUGUCCGCCUGCUGUCUCCCCGCUGCUCGCUGCUGCUGCCGCCUGCCCUCAUUUCCAAUGCAGCAGCGACCAUGACAGGCAUCGCCGCUGCUUCUUUCUUUUCCAACGCUUGCAGAUUCGGGGGCUGCGGACUUCACUUCGACUCUCUGGCCGAGCUCAUCGUGCACAUCGAGGAUAACCACAUCGAUACAGACCCCCGUCAGCUGGAGAAGCAGGAGCAGCAGCAGCCGACAUAUGUUGCCCUCAGCUACAUCAACAGGUUCAUGACAGAUGCUGCGCGGCGAGAACAUGAAACUUUGAAGAAGAAGGUGCAGCCCAAGUUGUCUCUGUCUCUGUCAGGCAGUCUGUCUCGCAGCAGUGUUUCCACUCCGCCUCGCCACACCAGUGGAAACCUCACCCCUCCAGUCACCCCACCCAUCACCCCUUCCUCUUCCUUCCGCAGCAAUACGCCUACAGGUAGUGAGUGUGAUGAGGAGGAGGUAGACUUUGAGGAGUCUGAUAGUGACGAAUCGUGGACCACGGAGAGCGCCAUCAGCUCCGAGUCCAUCCUCAGUUCUAUGUGCAUGAAUGGAGCAGAUGAGAAGCCUUUUGCCUGCCCUGUGCCAGGCUGUAAAAAGAGAUACAAGAAUGUGAACGGGAUCAAGUAUCACGCCAAGAACGGCCACCGAACCCAGAUAAGGGUGCGCAAGCCCUUCAAGUGCCGGUGUGGGAAGAGCUACAAAACGUCUCAGGGUCUCCGCCACCAUACCAUCAACUUCCACCCACCCAUCUCUACUGACAUCAUCCGCAAGAUGCAGCAGUAGAGACCGAGUGAGCGACCAGCACUCUCCCUCAGGCCACUUCCCAACCAUCUGAACACCACCAUCACCAGCAGAGGCUGUUUCUCAUUCCACCCUUUUCAACCCCGCCCCCUCCCCCUUCUCUUCUCUCUCUUACCCCACUUUGCUAUGACACUAUUUUUGAUUGCAUGGUAUAAAUGUGUUAUUAUUCAUCCUUAACUUUUAUUAUGAAUGUUGAAUCUUUAUGUAGUUCACAGUUUUGUAUUUUUGCACAAUUAAGCUAUCAUUUAUCUAUCUGACUAUUUUGUUUCGACAUAUGGUGCUCGUUGAUGAUGAGGGCUCGCUGGAGACUGGAGAAUGGCCGCACCAAGUCACGAGUAGCCUUGCAUGUACAGUAAGGUAUCCUGCUUUAAAGGCAGUGUGAAGUCAUAGGAGACUGGGGAAAGAUUUGUAUAUUUUUUUUUUUUUCAGGAAAGUAGGAUCCAUUACUUUGCAUAUGUUGCAUUUGAAUCUAAAAUGCAACAGAGGCAAAUACAAUCAAUCAGAAUGUGUGUGGUAUGACAUUCUCUAUCAGACUUAAUGUUAAUAAUCAGUUGUUUGACUCAGUUACUUUUCCUUUCAUAUCACAAGUAUUCCAAACCUUUUUUCAUCUGUUUUACUGCAAACACUUGUGUGUGAGCACCAAAGGAUGAUCUCAGGUGACGUUUGCAAGCAUUUCAGCACCACAAUCCUGCCCAAGCAUUCAGAUAGUAUUUAAUGCUGUUCAGUGGGAUCAUGGGAACUCAGUGUGUCAUAGCUGCCUAACGUUCCCGGUCACUUUCCUGACGACAUAAGCAGUUUUUCCUUGCUGUUUUUACAGCGAGGAAUCAAAGCACUUUUUGUAACAAGUUGCCAACAAAUUAGCAUUUUCUUUGCCAAUAUCUCGUUUCUGGUCUAUGUACAGUAGCAGCCAAAAACGAGGCGAAAAGGCCUUCAGAGCAGAAGUUUGCAAGUUCUACAUUGCUCCAAGGGAUGAUGUAUACCAAACCUCCAGUGUUUCCAGUAUUGUGAGAUUUCUGUAUGUACAGUAGUUGCCUUGAAUUGUAAACCAUUCCAAUCAGUACAGAUCUUUGUAUGGCUUUAUUUUGACAGUUCAGACAAAAUCAGCUGAAUGCAGACAUUACACAGACAGCUCGGCCCGGACUGUCUGCUGUUCACCGACUCCCCGCUCUUAUGAAACCAUGUGAUUGUGUUUGUCAUGGAUAGAGAAAAGCUGGGGCAGAUGUUAGCCAUGUAUUUAGCACAUUUAUGUUGGGCUGUGAGGUUAACACAUGCGGCUCCUACUUUGUGCCAUAAAAAUAUGUCUGUUGAAGGCAUAUACCAUCAAAUCCAUGAAAUAACUGAAGAGGAACACCACCUAAAUUAAGAACUGCAAUAAGUUACUUCCAUGGCAUAGGAAAGUCCGAUCAGUGUUUGUGAACAUGAGCUACUCUCCCUCAAAACCAGACAUCAGAGAAGUAAGUCUCAAACUUGUGAUGUCGUCAGGUAUAAAGUCUGGAGCUGUUCCACAGACAAUGAAUGGGAGACUGAUUUUGUGGACCUGCAGAAUGUUUGGGGGGGUUUUUUAUAGCCAAAUGAGCUUUAUUCUGUUGUAAUGUCCUCAGUUCUGAAACAGACAAUGGACCCAUAUACUCAGCGCAUUCCCCAUUCAUCUCCAACAUCUUUGCCAAUUCAUUGUCUAUGGAACAGCUCCAGACUUUACACCCUAUGACAUUGCAAAUUUGACUUUUAGUGCUUUGGAUUUGGAAGAGUUGUUCAUGUUUACUUAUAUUUCUCGACAGCCUUAGAUCAUAGGAAUGACAUGCAUGACUUUUGAAAAUGGGCAUAGUUCCCCUUUAUAUGCCACAAGAUUGGGGAUUUAAAAACUUUGAGCCAUUAUAAGUAACAUCUUCACUGCAUGGAUGUUAGCAUCGAGGAACUACGGUCCAAUUGAGAAUUGUGACAGUAUUGUACUGCCAGUAUGGAGGGAAGUCUUUGAUAUAGUGUAUAGUGAAUGUAUUGUUGUGUUAAGUGCAUUAAAUUAUAUUUUCAUAUGUUUCUGGAGUUACAAAAAAACCCAAUAGUAUAAAGUGUAUGAAAAGGCAACACCAGAGGUUGUUUGGAGAAACUAAUGGUGAUGUACUGUAUUUCUUCAAAAAGCUGCUUCAUGUAAACUUUUGUUACAUUUAGAAUAAAAAUUCCU